AUGUCGUCGAUCCGCCCAACGCUCGAGCGCGUCCAGCAGCUGCAGCAGCUUCCCGAGAACCAGGAGAAGAACCUCGUGCCGAUCUACUUGGAUGUCGUGGCCGACCUGGACACGCCCGUGAGCGUUCUCCUGAAGCUGCGCAAGCACCAGACGCACUCGUUCCUGCUCGAAUCGGUCGCGCCAGGCGAAAGGAUCGCGCGCUACUCGUUCAUUGGAGCUGGACCGCUCCACGUCGUGACGACGGGCAAAGGAGAAGACUAUGAAGGGGAUCCACUCGUUCAUCUGGAGCAGGAGAUGCAGCGCUUCCGGACCGUGACGCUGCCUGAGCUCAACGUGCCUAUGACCGGUGGCGCCGUGGGUUAUUGCGCCUUUGAUGCGAUCCGCCAUUUUGAGCCAACGGUUGCGCCCUAUGUAGACGCCCAGCAGGACGUGCUAAAGGUGCCGGAGAGCCUGUUUAUGUUCUUUGACACGAUCGUGAUUUUUGAUCACGUGUUCCACUCGCUCAAGAUUGUGUCGCACGUUCGAGUGGAUACAAACGAUCUGGCUGCAGCUUAUACAGAAGCGACGGACAAGGUCAUGGCUGUUAAUGCAGCGCUGGAGAACGAGCUGCCGUAUCGGCCGAGUGUGGCGCACGAAAAGAACACACAUGUGGAAGCCAAGAUUGACCUGGAAGCUGCCUCGAAUGUGGGCAAAGCAGGGUACUUGGAUUUUGUGGAGAAACUAAAGCAGCAUAUUGUCGAUGGCGACAUUUUCCAGGCUGUGCCGUCGCAGCGACUGGCGGUGGACCUUCCAAAGGGCGUGACCUCGCUGGAUUUGUAUCGCCAGAUGCGCGCGAUUAAUCCGUCGCCGUACAUGUUUUUUCUCGACAUGGGUGAAAAUUUUCAGAUUGUUGGUGCGUCGCCAGAGAUGCUGGUCAAGGUAGACCACGCUCGUGUCGUGGAGACACACCCUAUUGCUGGUACUCGUCACCGCGGUGCAGACGAUGCAGAAGAUGACGCACUAGAGAAGGAGUUACUUGCGGACGAGAAGGAGCGUGCUGAACAUAUUAUGCUGGUAGACUUGGGCCGCAAUGAUGUUGGUCGAGUAGCCAAGCCAGGCUCAGUCCGGGUCGAACGUCUCAUGCAAAUUGAAAAGUACUCGCACGUGAUGCACAUCGUUUCGGUCGUCAAGGGUGACUUGCGAGACGACCGUACGGUGUAUGACGCGUAUCGUGCCAUGUUCCCUGCUGGUACGCUGUCUGGUGCCCCGAAGGUGCGUGCUAUGGAGCUCAUUUGCUCGCUCGAGACCGAACGGCGUGGUGUGUACUCUGGCUCUGUGGGUUACUUUAGUUUCUCCGGAUCCCUGGACACAGCAAUAGCCAUUCGCACUAUGGUGGUCAAGGACGGCAAGGUCUAUUCGCAGGCUGGCGGUGGCAUUGUGUACGACUCAGACCCGCAAGCUGAGUACACGGAGACGGUGAACAAGCUAGGCUCGGCUAUCAAGACUUUGGAGAAGUGCGCUGCGCACAUGGCGCCGACUGCUCAUUAG
This is a messenger RNA of Peronospora matthiolae, 1527 nucleotides long. Lineage: Eukaryota; Oomycota; Peronosporomycetes; Peronosporales; Peronosporaceae. The record is from the annotation of a GenBank genome assembly.